Messenger RNA from Corythoichthys intestinalis (scribbled pipefish), 1245 nucleotides. It is a transcript of the gene aqp4, whose product is annotated as aquaporin 4. Lineage: Eukaryota; Metazoa; Chordata; Actinopteri; Syngnathiformes; Syngnathidae. Gene Ontology annotation, cellular component: basolateral plasma membrane; plasma membrane. The coding region runs from base 53 to 1072 and encodes 339 amino acids. The record is from RefSeq and is a predicted model, not a curated record. Gene Ontology annotation, molecular function: water channel activity. Gene Ontology annotation, biological process: transmembrane transport; water transport. The transcript has 6 exons.
AACGAGCCGAACAGAGUGAUCGCACAAAGACAGGCUUUAAACUCCUGUGGUAAUGCCAGACGAGCAAUCCCGGGGUACCAUUGGUGGAUCACGUUCGAAUGUCAGAGCAACCAUGGGCUCAUCUUCUCGGCCCUCUGCGCCUGGUGCCGCGAGCAUACUGAUGGGAACGGACAAGAUUGGGAGCAAAGAAUUCUGGAGGGCUGUGAGUUCGGAAUUCAUGGCCACACUCCUAUUCGUGUUUAUUAGUUUGGGCUCCACCACGGAUUGGCAUAGCGCUAUUACUGGAACUACUACUGCAACAACGGCUCCUACUGCAACAACGGCGGCUGAAGCUUCCGCAUCUACUUCUGAUGCGGGGACAGCAAAACCACCUCCUUCACCUGACCACAGAGUUGUCAUUUCACUGUGCUUCGGCCUCACAAUUGCAACCAUGGUGCAAUGCUUUGGCCACAUUAGCGGCGGACACAUCAACCCAGCUGUCACGGCGGCAAUGCUCGUGACCAAGAAAGUGAGCGUAGUAAAAGGGUUGCUUUACAUUGUGGCCCAAAUGGUGGGUGCUAUCGCAGGUUCUGGGUUCAUGUACCUCGUGACACCCACUGGUCGUAGGGGAGCGUUGGGCGUCUGCAAGGUGCAAGGGGACCUCACCGUUGGACACGGCCUACUUGUGGAACUGCUCUUGACGUUGCAGCUGGUUUUCACUAUUUUUGCCACGUGUGACGCCAAACGCACUGACCUCUCUGGAUCCGCUUCCUUGGCCAUUGGUCUGUCUGUAACUAUUGGUCAUUUAUUUGGGAUUCCUUACACAGGAGCCAGCAUGAACCCUGCUCGUUCCUUUGGCCCUGCAGUGGUCACGGGCAAUUUCGACCAACACUGGGUGUACUGGGUCGGACCUGUCCUGGGUGCCGUUGUUGCUGGACUGCUGUAUGAAUUCCUGUUCUGCCCGGACGGCAAACCAGGUUCAGGGCAGGUGAUUCCCAAGGACCAAAUGGGGGCAUACAGAGACAUGGAGUUGGCCAGGAGGAAGAAAAGGACAGAGAGAAAAGACGCAAGAGAAGUGCUGUCCACUGUAUGACAGGCAGAAGUUUUGUAAAUGGAGAGUAUUCUGUAAAUGAGAAUGAAUGAAAUAAAUUUUGGGGGCUUUCUUACUGACUCCCCUGCACCUGCAUGACUCCCCUUCCCUGCACCUGCCAUGCCUUGAAACAUUCCAUUCUUGAAUGUAUUUUCAGUCCAAGAAGCUUUGUGCAC